Messenger RNA from Drosophila grimshawi, 3020 nucleotides. RefSeq names its product transcription factor SPT20 homolog (gene Tab2). The record is from RefSeq and is a predicted model, not a curated record. Gene Ontology annotation, molecular function: ubiquitin binding. Lineage: Eukaryota; Metazoa; Arthropoda; Insecta; Diptera; Drosophilidae.
AAAUAAAUAUUGUUAAAUACCAAUAAAUACAAACGGAAACAGAAACGAAAAAAAGUGGACGAGCGAGUGCAAGUGCAAAGCAUUUAGUGAAAGCCAACACGAAAACAGCCGCAAAAAGUGAAAAUAUCACAAGUUGAUGCAAUCGCAAAAGUGAACUGAACGAUAAACACAGCAAAAGUAAAAUAAAAAUAAAAACAAAAGGCACCCAUUUCUGCAAGUGUUUCUCAAUUAUUUGGUCUGCAGCUGAGACAAAUGAUGGCCUAAAAUGGCGGCUACACCACCAAUGCCGCCCGGAGCAAAUAAUUUCCAAUUAAAUGGCAAUUCUCCAGAACAGCAGCAGCAGCAGCAACAAGAAGAGAAUAAAACCAGCAACAAGAGUAUCAGCAACAACAACAACAAUAAUAAAACGCCCAACAUAGCCGAGGCACUGCAUCAAUCGUUUCAAUUCAAGGCACUGCUCAACGCCGACGAGAAACAGGAGAGGGACACCAAUAGCAAUAUCAACAGCGAUAGCAAUAGCAACAGCAACAGCGAUGAGCAAUCGAAAUCCAGACUCAGCUGUGCAUGCACAAAUAUUAGUAUUAUGCAUCUGUUCCACGAGAUGAAGCAGGAGUUUCCCACGCUGCCCGAUGCUCUAGUGACGCAGUGCGUCAAUGAGAAUUGCCAUCAGCGUGACAAUUGCAUACAGAUGUUGCGCAAGGAACUCAGUCUGCAUCCAUCACCGGUGCAAUCGUAUCCCGCCAAGGUCGUACAACAGCAACAGCAUCUCCAGCAGCGUCCACUGAAACCGCUACGCGCCGCGCCCGCAACGCCGCCAACGGCGACACCAACGACGCCAAAAGCAACGCCAAUAACAACGCCAACGACUCCGACGCCGCCGAUGCCGCCAACUGCCCGUCCGCGUCCCACCACACUAAAUCUGCAACGUCAGAUCAAUGCACAGUUGCAGCAGAAGCUACAACAGAGACAACUGCAACAACAGCAGCAGCUGCAAGCGUUGACAACGCCCAACAAGCCGUUGCGUCGUGCGCCGCCGCUGCCACCGUUGCCGCCACCCAGGCCAGCAACUACAAUAGCAACGACAACAACAGCAUCUACAACAACUCCCAGCUUCUCCAAUGAUUCCUCAUGUCUCACCAGCCCGCUCAGCUCCAGCGAGUCUGAGUUAUCGCUCAACGUUUCCUUAUCAUCGCCAACGACAGCAGCACAGCAGCCGCAGCAGCAACAGCAACGGCAAAUACGCUCACCCAUUGUACGGCAUCGGUCAGAGAUUAAUUUGCAACCGGAACCGCCGUAUGCACGCGAAUUUCUAACGAAUGCCGCCGUUGCCGUUUCGCCCGUUGCCGUUUCGCCCGUUGCCGCCGUUGCCAUUUCGCCAACGACAACAACAGCAACAACACCAUCGUCCUCGGGCCAGAGCACGCCCAGCGGCAAUCCACGUAAAAGUUUCACCUCACUGAAUUUAACGUUGCGGCAACCGCUGUCGCCGCAGUGUGGCCCAAACAAUAACAACAGCAAUAACAACCACGGCAUUGCCGUUCAGCCGUCCACGAUAGACAUUACCGCCGGACCGGCAGCGAGUGGUAACGGCAGCAGCGGCAUCACCUAUUCGAGCAGCAGUUUCGAUGCCCGUCGCGGCACCCACAAGAAUUUCCAGCUAACCGUCACCGACGAGGGCAGCGUUUUCACUGCCGGCUGCGUGCGUCCCCAAACACCGCUGUAUCCACCUUGUGCCAUGCUGGCCAACGAUGUUGCAACACCACCAACAGCAGCAACAACAGCAGCACAACAGCAACAACAGCAGCUGUGGGAGCAACUGGCAACGGCUGCAACAGCCGAUAUGAAUACCCAAGUAUUUCCAUAUGCCACGCUGGCACAGAAAUAUGUUGUCGCCACCAACUACAACAACAAUCAUCUGCACAACAGCAACAACAACAAUAGCAACGACAACAGCCCCAGCGUCACGCAUAUGCCUCUCUAUGAGGGCAUCGUUCCCGAAUCCGAUCGAGCAGUGCAUGCGGCGACAAUUGAGCGGCAAAAGACGAGACGUGACAAGCUGGCAAAUGCGCUGCGUGAUAACAAGAAGCGUCUGCUUAGCCUGGAGCAGGAGAUCAAUAUUUUGACCGAACCGGUGCCCCUGGGCGAAUCCGAAAGACUGGAUAGAGAUAUCAAGAAACUGACUGAUGACUGUCAGCGGCUGCUCAACAUAAUCAAUGAUCCGCAACUGAAUGGCACUGCGAUAGACUGCGCACCCAAUUCCAAUUCCAUGAAUCGUCAGCUAUCGGCACCAGCCGGAGCACAGGUCCAGCCAUUCCAGCAGCAGCGGACAACCGGACAACUGGCGCCGCCGGCCAACGUUCAAUCACGCAAUCCGAUGCCGCCAAAUUCGUUGCGGUUGCAUUCAGUGCCGUCAACGGCGACGCAACCACAUCUCGAUUUUGUGCAACAUCAUGCAAGUAGCGUUAGUGCGCCCAGUUCCGCCUGCCUGACGCCACAGAUGCAGCAGCAACAGAUGCAGCAGCAACAGAUGCAACUGGAACCGCCACCCACCUAUGCGCAAUACUAUCAGUUUCAGCAGUUUCUGCGAAACCAGCGGCAGCAGCGGCAGCAGCAGGAUCACCAGCAUUCGUAUUACCACCAACAGCAGCCGCAUCAGCAAUGGGAGCAAGGAGCAUUGGGUGUUCCCCAGCAGCACGAGGAAGAGGAGGAGUCCCUGUCCGAAUCGGAAGUUGACGAAGGCGAGGAGCCACUGGAUAUGUGGGCCUGCAACUUGUGUACAUUCCGCAAUCAUCCGCAAUUGAAUAUUUGCGAAGCCUGUGACAAUGUUAGGAUCCAGCCGGGUAUGAUACGCAUUUUGCAUAGCGAAGCCGCUGCCACGCCCUCGCCAACACCUACGCCUACAAUGGCAGCCACAGCAGCAGCUGCAGCUUUGCACACGUGAUCAAUACUGAUGAUCGCUGGCAUGCCCAUUGUUUAUAUAUAUAUAUGCUAUUUAUAAGCUACAUACAUACACAGAUACA